This is a messenger RNA of Sorghum bicolor (sorghum), 3168 nucleotides long. Its product is annotated as peptidyl-prolyl cis-trans isomerase CYP95. The transcript has 15 exons. Gene Ontology annotation, biological process: protein folding; protein peptidyl-prolyl isomerization. NCBI's taxonomy places the organism in Eukaryota, Viridiplantae, Streptophyta, Magnoliopsida, Poales, Poaceae. The coding region runs from base 423 to 2804 and encodes 793 amino acids. Gene Ontology annotation, molecular function: peptidyl-prolyl cis-trans isomerase activity. The record is from RefSeq and is a predicted model, not a curated record.
CAGGGGAGUAGGGUAAUACUUGGCCGCCGCUGCGCUCCUCCACUCUCCUAUCCCCCACCACACUCCGCUUGUGCGGCCGCGUGGUGGUGCCUUCCGCGGCGCUGCGGCUGCGCUCCGAUCCCGAGCGAGCAAAUACCCUCGCCACCUUACCACGAGACCCUCGCACCGCUCCGACGCGAUCGGCGCCGUCGAGCCACCCGAGUCUCCCCUUGCGCUGCCCUGUUGGCUCAGGGAUCACAUCUAUUAAAGAAUAUGGGGAGAAAGAGGAACCCCAUUGUCUUUCUGGAUGUAUCUGUAGGUGAUGAGCCAGAUGAAAGAAUGAUCUUUGAGUUGUUCGCUGAUGUUGCACCCCUUACAACUGAGAACUUCAGAGCUUUAUGCACAGGUGAGCUGGGAAUUGGACAGAAGACUAAGAAGCCAUUAUGUUACAAGGGAUCAUCGUUCCACCGUGUCAUCAAGGGGUUCAUGGCACAAGAUGCAAGACAGAUGAUAUCGACUGCUUUUCUUAUCAUAUAGUAUUUAAGGGAGGUGACAUUGCAAAAGGAAAUGGGUCUGGUGGAGAAAGCAUAUAUAGUGGAAAAUUUGCAGAUGAAACUUGUGUUCUACCUCAUGAUGAUCGUGGUCUCUUGACAACGGCAGAUACCGGAUCCAAAGCUAGUGGCUCCCAGUUCUGUAUUACUUUCAAGCCUAAUUCUCAUCUUGACAGGAAGCACACAGUUUUUGGCAAGCUUGUUGUUGGAAGUGAUAUUCUAAAGAGGAUCGAGCAAGUAGAUGUGCAAUCCCCUGAUUCAACUCCUGUUGUUCCGGUUACUAUAGUAAAUUGUGGGGAGCUCACUGACCGCAAAGAUCUUGGAUCUAUGACAAUAGAAAUUGAUAAAAAGAGGGCUGCCAAAUCAAAGUCUUCAAAGGAUAUAUCUUCCGAUGAGGAAAGUAAUGAAGGACAACACAAGGGACGUCGUCACAAAUCUUCGAAAAGGAGAAGGAAGAAGAAGAGAUAUUCUUAUUCGGAAUCAGAUAGCUCUUCUGAGUCAGAGACUGAAUCAUCUGAUUCUGAGAGUGAUUCUGAUACUUACUCAAGUGACUCAUCUGAUGUCAGCAGCUCAAGUGAUGACAGGCGAAGGCGCAGAAAGAGACACUCGAAGAAAAAUAAACGCAAGCGUUCAAGAAGAAAGCGUGACCAUAGGCGCGAAAGAAGGCGUAGGAAGCGUGACAGGAAAUCAAAACAUAAGUCAAAAAGCAGGAUAAUAAAGGGUGAUAGUGAAGCUGAAAGCACGAGCGAUAGCAGCUCUGAAGAUGAUAGAAGCAAGAGACACCGCCGUGGGCGGAAGUCCAAGGCAUCAUCUCAAGUUUCUGAGGAAAAUCUUGCUGCAGUGGCUGCUUUGAAGGAUGCCAUAUCACCUCAACAAAAGAGUGGAAUACCAAGGAGUCCAGCACAAGAUGUCUCUACCCUGCAAAACGGGGAAAUCCAUACAAAUGGUGUUAAUGAAUCAAAAAUUGAAAGGAGUGCAGCUGUCAUGCCUGUUCUAACUGGCAAUCGAAGCAAAUCUAGGAGCCAGAGCAUGAGUGCUAAUCACUCAAUGAGCAAGAGUAUGAGUAUCAGUCCAAGAAGAAGCCCAAUGAAAAGGUCAAUUACCAGCCCAAAGAGGUCAGUUAGCAGGAGCCCUGUUCACCACAAUCGCAUUGUCCGUACUCCUAAAAGAAGUGAGAGCAGGAGUCCAGCCAGACGGCAGAGCAUCAGCAGGAGCCCUGCUAGGAGCCUCAGCAAGAGCUCACCCAGAGGUGCAAGCAGAAGCCCCCACAUAAUCAGGAGUCCUGUUGAAGCUCACAGAAGAAGCAUUAGCAGGAGCUCAGCUAGGUCCAUGCAACAGAGAAGUCCAAGCAGGAGCCUGGAGAGAACUCAUGUACGAAAAAGUGUCAGCCCAAGCCCACCAUUGGAGAAACGAAGAAGCAUUACCCGAAACUCUGUGAUAUCUCCAUUGCGAAGCGUUAGCCGGAGCCCAGCUAGGAUUUCAAGGAGCCCACAUAGGCCUUCCAGGAGAAGCCCUAUGAGAAGUCCACGACGUAACAUUCGCAGAAGCCUCAGCAGGAGCCCUGUGAGAACACUUAGAAGAAGUGUGAGCAGAAGCCCAGUAAGAGGUGGUCGACCUCGCAGGAACAUUAGCAGAAGUCCCAGUCCACAUCGCAGGGCAGUAACACCACCAAACAAUGGAAGGAGCCCAUCCAGGAGUGAUUCUCCUGAUGGGUCACCAAAACGCAUAAGACGUGGAAGGGGUUUUACACAGCGGUACUCAUUUGCAAGACAGUAUCGCUCACCUUCUGCUGAUCGCUCGCAUCGUUAUGGCGGAAGAAAUGACCGUGACAGAUACAUGGGUUACCGGGGUUCCCGCCAUCGAUCACCUCCUCGACGUUAUAGAAGCCCACCCAGAGGCAGAAUGCCAUCGCCAAGGCGUAGUAGGUACAGGAGGAGGAGCCGAAGCGCCUCACGCAGCCCUGUCCACAGAGAAAGAGGAAGGGGAGGUGGAUACAGCAAAAGCCCUGUACGGAGCCUUUCACCCCCUCCCAGACCAAGGUCACAUGGUGAUCGUGCACGGUCAGUUUCCAGGAGCCACCUUUCUGGGUCAAGGUCAAGGUCUCCACCAGCGCUCCAUCCCUCCCCACCUGAUUCCCCAUCUCUGAAGCGUGCAAGUGUUGAGAAAUCUCAGUCCCCGUCCCGGUCUCCGUCACUGUCUGGUAGCCCUAGUCGUGGAGGCAAUAAAGGUUUGGUUUCCUACGGGGAUGGCUCUCCUGAUUCAGCUGGAAAGUAGGUUUCCACCGGGGCAUUGAAAUGUAUUUUACUACCGGCCAUUGGCUGUUGAUCGGUCCUUCAGCACUUUGUGUUACAUUGCUACUGUAGAAAAGAGAUGCGGUUUUGGUCCUUGAGGCGCGCCCCCCUGGCCUGGUGUUAUCGUUGUAGAACUGUUACCUAUGUUGUUUGGGAUGAUCAGCCAUGUCCUCUUGUUAUCGAAGGACUCAACUUAGGUUAUGCUUUUGCUGAACAUGUAGCAUGGUUUCCGCGUAGUUAUCGUCGGUGGAAUUUGAAUGUUGAGGUUCGAUGCAAAUAGAAUCAUUAUUAAAAUAUUUUGAUCUCGGAUGAUAAUAACUUGUAUAAUUAAUAAUCACUUCUGCAUC